Messenger RNA from Galendromus occidentalis (western predatory mite), 2000 nucleotides. Its product is annotated as protein brambleberry. Lineage: Eukaryota; Metazoa; Arthropoda; Arachnida; Mesostigmata; Phytoseiidae. The coding region runs from base 54 to 1751 and encodes 565 amino acids. The record is from RefSeq and is a predicted model, not a curated record. The transcript has 11 exons.
CAGAACUCAGAGGAACUCCCGGAAAUCUCGUCAUCUGUCUUCAAAAAGCAGUCAUGAAGUUAAUCUUGGUACUGAUAUUAGCUUCGUAUCCUGUGAGCGUGGUUCCGUUCUUGUCCAUUUUUAAAUGGACCUUGAGCGGGGAGGAAACUCCAUCUUCGGAGACUUACGCUUCGGCGGACUCUACUGCUGCUCUUGCGGUAGAUGUUGCAUUCGACUUGAGUCCUACAGACGAAAAAUUCCUGCAAGAAGCGAAGAAGCUCGACCUGGAAGCCGUUGGAAACGAUUCACCUCUCGCGGAUUGUCACCGUAGACUGGUGCUGAGCUUAAGGAAAAAAUGUGGCCACCUCGACGACGAGCAGAUUGGGAAAAUGGCAGUGAAUCUGCUAAAUUGUCAGAAUGCCAUUGAGCGUAGACCUCAAUUCCCUUGCAAGAGCAGCAUGACAUUGGCCGAGUGUACGAAACCUAUGGAUCCCAAUUCAUGGACCGUUUACCAGCUGAUGACGAAUCGCGCCCUAGCUCUCUGUCACUCCGUGAAUCAGCAGCUCUUCCGAGCACGGGUUGAAAUGCUCGUCAGUCAUCUCGCUAUCGCCUCGAAGGAUCAGCUCGGGGAACUUCAAGAAAUGCACGAAUGGCAUGGGAAGCUGAUGAAUCUUCAAGCUUCAGCCGCCGAGCAAAUGAACGUCCUGAACGAUCAGCAUGAAUCGAUGGUUUCUCGUCACGAAGAGCUUCUUGCCAAGCAGAAGAACUUGGAGACCGCUCUGAACGAGAACGUGAUGCAACUGUCAACGGAUCAAAAAAUCCUCGAGAGUGGGAGCCACCAGCUGAUCAAAAUCACGAACGAGGUGAAAACGCAUUUGGAUUCUACAGUGGCCGAAGUGCAGAGGCAAGAAGAACUUCUGAAAAUUCAGAGGCAAACCAUGGAUCAGAUUCUGAAGCUCUACGAGACCUCGCUACGAGAGCUCCUGACAGAACUAGAAGGUCGAGGCGAGAGCUUGUUGGCACUCCAAGAUCUCACCUAUCUCAAGGUGCAAGCGAGUCUCGAGGGCAUCAGCAAGGUUAACGAGUCCCUAGGAGCUUUGGGCAGUCUCUUGAUGACGAUUCAGAACACCGUCAGCGAUCACACGAGAUGGGCGCGAUCGCUCAUCAUCGAGCACGAAGUCGAUGGCGAUACGGCUACAUUUGCGAGCCACUUCGGAUUGCUCGCUCUCAUGAUGGUUGUCGGUUCCUUCUUGCAAUUCCCGUUCGUCAGUCGUCUCAUCAUCAUCACAGCGACCCCAUUGAAUUUCUACCUCAAGUUAACAUCAGACUAUCACGCUUCUCUGACUGAGCUGCUUGUUGCUGUUGCCAGCGUGACAGUAGUGGAAAUCGUCCUGACGAAACUUCGAGCGAAACAGAAGCCUGCAUCUAAGGAAGAAUUCCACAAACUCGUGGAAUCCAUCAAAACCAUGGAGGAACGCAUCAAUGUCAUCGCGAUGCUGUCGCCUUCCAAGGAUCACCAAUUCAAAGAGCCCUACGCUCCGUCGGAUCUAGAGAAGUUCAUUGCCUCAUCCGCAGAAUAUAUAGACCCGAAUGGGAAUUUGGAGUGGGACCAAGCAUCGGUAGCUCAGAGCGACUACUCCUCUUCGACGCAACAAUCUGGCUUGGAGAAAACGAGAUGCCAAGGGACGAAUAAAGACGGCACGCAAUGCAAACGCAUGACCUCUAAAGCAUUGUGUCCGACCCAUCGAAGGUCCUCGAGAAACAGGACGUGAUCGAGCCGUGGAUUGUAACACUUCGGCAUACAUCCUCAAAUUUAUACACAUCGCUGUGGGCCCAGAUGUUCUCGUCUGAAUAUUCGUGCCAACUUUUCCGGAAAGCUUGUGAUAGACUGAAAACGGCGCAGCCGAUGAAUGCACUGCAGAAGAUGAAGUGACUCAUCGAUUGAGUAAUCCCCAUGGUGAGCUUGAGUUUUGUCUCUGGGAUAUAGGCAGAGAAAUAAACGCAAAAUCCGAUGAGCAGAA